Molecule: messenger RNA, 576 nt
Organism: Eucalyptus grandis
Lineage: Eukaryota; Viridiplantae; Streptophyta; Magnoliopsida; Myrtales; Myrtaceae
Product: TIR-only protein
Exons: 2
Coding region: 1-576 (191 amino acids)
Biological process (GO): signal transduction
Source: RefSeq, a predicted model, not a curated record
AUGCAACGUUCACUAGCCAUCACCAAGAGCUUGCUCCCGAGCAUCAUCCGGUAUAAGAACCCGGUUCAGGCCAUCUGCCGGCCGUCUUAUGAUGUGUUCAUCAACCACCGACGGAUCGACACCCGGCGGACCGUUGCUGGUUUGUUGCAUGACUACCUGACGAGGCUUGACCUCCGACCCUUCUUGGACAGUAGGAGCAUGCGCCCUGGGGACAAUCUGUUCGACAAGAUUGACUCGGCAAUCCUCGACUGCAGGAUCGGGGUCGCCCUGUUCUCCCCUAGUUACUGUGACUCAUACUUCUGCCUGCACGAGCUCGCCCUAAUGAUGGAGACCAAGAAGAAGGUCAUACCCAUCUUUUGUGAUGUGAAGCCUUCUCAGCUUCGGGCUCUGAAUAAUGGAACUUGCUCGGAGGAGGAGACUCAGAAAUUCAAUUCGGCCAUUGAAGAAGCCAAGAACAUUGUGGGAAUCACUUUUGACUCUUCGAUGGGGGAUUGGUCAGAGCUCCUGAGGGAUGCUUCUGAAGCUAUCAUCAAGAACUUGAUGGAGGCGAAUCAAGACUGGCCAAACGAGAAUUAG